AAGAAACAAAGAAAUAAAGAUUCUCAUAGUAAGAACGCGUCCUAUAUCCCACUAAACAAAGACACCUUCUGCUUCUCUCUACCCAUCACUCACAUCCGUCAGUCAUCACGCCUCUCUAAACCUCAAAAUCAAAAUCAAGAGGCAACCUACAGCCACGUUCUAUAAUGGGGGAGUGCUUCAAGCUUACAGUUCCACGAGCUAGGGGCACGCUUCGCGAGGGAGGCACGGUCGACGAGAUGAUGUUAUUUGCCACGAUGGACGAAUUUACAGUACCUCACUUCGUUAUCCCGACCGCAUCAGCUCAGCAAGCAUCUUCACCAGCCGUCGCUAGCCCAGCUACGCCCGUCACCUCAGCUGAACCCCAAGGCGGCAGCAGCGGCCUCGAUGUCUCAAGCCCAUCCCAAUACGCGGUCGUCGCUGUCACCCGGAGCCAGGAGCCCCAGAACACCUUCUACACGCUCCCAUUAGACAUCCACGAGCUUAUCUUUGCCCACCUCGACGACCUCGCGGACCUCACGUGUGUAGGCCUCACGUCGCCAUAUCUCUGGGGGGUGACGCAGGAUAUUGUUCAUCGGCACUAUCGAAAGCACUUUGGACGCCUUGCGGGCGAGAAUAUCGUCUUUGCUGGCGCCGAUACCCUCCCUGACGACUACCCCCCCGCCUUGUUCUUAGUUUCAGAGUCGAAAGAUUUAAACGGGAGGGUUUCCACCAUGCGUGACGGUAGAGAAGAUAUUGGGCCACUCACCCUGUAUAACAUGGCCGAACGGCUCGGUGUCCGUUACUAUGGGAGGAUAAACAUCGAGGAGAAAUCGCGGAAUGUCUAUAACGAGUGUCUGAGGCGGACGACUGCACCAGACCAUUCGCAGUCGUCGUGGCGGAAUGCGGUUCAGCGCAAGGUCGGGGAGAUUUGCGUUCAGGAAUCACUGUUUGUGCCGACGGAUCAGGCGUGGCUUCUGCGAAACCUGGCAACUAAAGAGUUUGUCACAUUAGGCGGGAUCGCCUUGGACGUAAAGUUUAUCCAUGGGCCAUUUAUCAAGGGCACUGGGUUCGGCCAGGUGUUGGUGUCACGCACGUGUUGGUCCUCGAGUAGUAGCAUUAGCAUGUGCUUUGAUGGGAAGAUUCAUAAUGGGGUAUGGUCCGGACACUGCUUCGAUAUCACAACGCGCGGACGGCAUGAUAAGAGUACCAAGGAUGAAAAGGCCGAGUGGAAGGAUGUGAGCGAGGAGGUGGCGGCGGAGAUUGCGGCGGUCUGGAAGAGCGAGUAUGGGCCCGGCUGGCAGGAGGUGGCUAUUGAAAGGGCUGAAAGGUAUAAAUGGACUAUUCUAGGGCGAGUACUCGGAGGUGGCGGCACCAAAUGCUGGACAUGA
Messenger RNA from Pseudogymnoascus verrucosus, 1367 nucleotides. RefSeq lists its product as uncharacterized. Lineage: Eukaryota; Fungi; Ascomycota; Leotiomycetes; Thelebolales; Thelebolaceae. The transcript has a single exon. Gene Ontology annotation, molecular function: protein binding. Bases 165 to 1367 code for a protein of 400 amino acids. The record is from RefSeq and is a predicted model, not a curated record.